CUGUACCUUACAUCCCAUCAUAUCUCGUACCAAUACUGAGAUACCCAGAAACUCAAUACCAAGAUUGGAGUAACAUUAUCCGAAUAUUCAAGAUUAUUAGCUUCCGUCGCUGGCUCCGGAAAGGACCCAUUGCCGCCUUAUCAAAAUGGAGGGAGAUCUCCCGUCCAUUCCGUCACGACCUAAGGGUCUGACGAAAUCGAACUCAAGCGCAUCUUUCGGCGGUGGCUCUGCAAAGUCCGUGUCAGUACUAGGAACACAUCCUCUGGGCACUCUUCAUGUUCAUCAAGUCAGCGAGACGCCUCAUGAGCAAGAAGAUGAUGAUGGCCCUCCGCCCUUGGAUCCUCCCUCGGGACAGAGUGAGAAUACUGUGAUCAAGACCUCCCAACAUGGCUCUUCCAACUCCUUCCACAGCCCAAGCUGGGAACCCUUGACACACAACAUGGGAGGCGGAGAUGUGGUACUCAUAUUAGACUUGCCCGAAGUCUUCACGGUUGGGUACGACUCAAUAUCAUUUACAGCUAAGCACUUUGGUGGCGUCAGGGAUAUACCACCAGGUGCUCACUUCUUCUGGGUCGCUCAUCCAGGAGGUCUUUCUGCUCGGUGUGGUUUCUGGGUUGUCACGAACAGUGUCGACACUGUCCAUGUUAUGCAGUGGGAUCGAUACAAUGAGGUUCUGGGUGACUCAGCUCGUGCUGAAGCCCGCAUCCAAGCCGAUAACCUCGACACUAUUCACUCAAAACUCGUCCCUUAUCAAGAUCCAAGUGCAGUAAACGCCGCCAACGGUGAAUUCACUCAGGCUACCUCACACAGAAAUCUCAACAUGUGGGAGCAGUUAACUGGCAAGAUCACAGAGGGCCUUCUCAAUCGAGUGACAGGACAGAACUACGAUAAUUGGACAGUACAUACCGGCGAUCGUGUCAAAGGGUCGAUACUCAUGGCUGGCGAGAUGGAGCUUGACAACUCAAUCUCAAAUCCAUUGCUCAAGGCUCGCGAGCUCAACUUCGCGUUCAGCCAACGGACCAAAACAUACUCAACAGAUAACACCGGAGCCGACCGGACUUUAAGAGCCACGGAUGCAACUCCUUAUAUCUUGUCGCAGGUUGAUGCUUCUGAUAAUGAUCUGAGCCCUGACGACGUUAUCGGCGAAUUCCAGUUCUCUUUCGUUGUAGGCGUCCACCUUGGUAACGAUUCAUGCAUUCAGCAAUGGUGGCAUAUGUUGCUGAAAAUUUUUCUCCAUGCUCAUCUCCUCCCCCUCAGUCGACCAUCUCUCGCAGCUGCAUUCAUUCGCACCUUGACGGCCCAACUCACGUACAGCGCCUCCUGGCUUGAAGGUUCAAUUCUUGAUACUGCAGAAUCACAAACCAAAGAUCUUCGACUUUCACUCACUGUCUACAAACGACGCUUGGACGAAUUUCUGCAAGGCUUGGGGAACAAUGCCACACCUGAGCAAUUGGCUGUUGCUACAGCUUUUGCGGGACUUGAAGCUGUUGUGACUGGUACACUGGAUUGGGAUCUUCGCGGAGACUAUCUACGUCGAGGUAAAGUCAUGAUGGAAGAUGGCGAGGAAGUCGAGCUGGAGGUUGCUGAUUUGGCAGCCGAAGAUGAGCGUGGAGAGUGGGCACCAGAGAUUGUUGAUCUGGAUGAGUCUGGACGACAACGCGAUCUUGUCUCGUGGAACGACUAGAUAUGCUAUUUCACAAGAAUGCUUCGUGCUUCCAAACAUUGGGGGAGACUAGCAGAGCCAACAACAGUAAGGGGGUUCCAGACGCGAAGGAAGAAACAGAGCGUAAUGUGUUACCUUAUGUGUAAGGAGUAGCUCAGCAUCGGAAUGCAGUUGGAUUGGCGAAACGAUUGAGUUUACAAAGCUGGAGUUAGGAGUUGGGAUUUAUUCCCGUAACAGCAACAAAGCACUAAACAUUUGGCUUCUAUCAACA
This is a messenger RNA of Fusarium oxysporum Fo47, 1934 nucleotides long. RefSeq names its product AAR2 protein-domain-containing protein. Bases 146 to 1684 code for a protein of 512 amino acids. The record is from RefSeq and is a predicted model, not a curated record. Gene Ontology annotation, biological process: spliceosomal tri-snRNP complex assembly. The transcript has a single exon. Lineage: Eukaryota; Fungi; Ascomycota; Sordariomycetes; Hypocreales; Nectriaceae.